AUGGCCGCAGCGUACGAUUCCGAUCAACCCAUCACCGGAGACUCCGCCGCCGGAGGAUACGACCCGUCCUUCGUGCCGGACUCCGUCAAAUCGUUCGUAGUUCACAUGUAUCGCCACAUUCGGGAGAAGAACGUGUACGAGAUUCACCAGAUGUACGAGACUUCGUUUCAGAGCAUCAGCGAAAGGUUUUUCAAGGACAGCCCGUGGCCCUCCGUGGAGUCUGUGGCGCCGUACGUUGAUAACGACCAUGUCUUUUGUUUGCUGUACCGCGAGAUGUGGUUCCGACAUUUGUACGCCAGGCUCUCGCCCACUCUCAGGCAGCGGAUUGAUUCGUGGGAAAAUUAUUGCAAUUUGUUCCAGGUUGUAGUGCAUGGUGUAGUGAAUAUGCAGCUGCCAAAUCAGUGGUUGUGGGACAUGGUUGAUGAGUUUGUUUACCAGUUUCAGUCAUUCUGCCAAUAUCGUGCUAAGAUGAAGACGAAGACCGAGCAGGAGAUUGCACUUCUGAGGCAAUUUGAUCAGGCAUGGAAUGUGUACGGUGUCCUCAAUUACCUACAAGCACUUGUGGAGAAGUCUAAAAUCAUUCAAAUUCUAGAGCAGGAGAAAGAAGGCGCUGAACAGUUUACGGCUACAGAUGGGUAUGAUUACAAUGGCGGAAGUAAUGUCUUGAAGGUCUUGGGGUACUUCAGCAUGAUCGGCCUUCUUAGAGUUCACUGCUUGUUGGGUGAUUAUCACACAGGCCUUAAAUGCUUACUUCCAAUUGACAUAAGUCAACCAGGAGUGUAUAUCAGUGUUAUUGGCAGCCAUAUUGCGACUAUAUAUCACUAUGGGUUUGCAAAUCUUAUGCUGCGAAGAUAUACAGAAGCCAUUAGGGAAUUUAAUAAGAUCCUCCUCUACAUCUUCAAGGCCAAGCAAUACCACCAGAAAUCUGCUCAGUAUGAGCUGAUACUGAAGAAGAACGAGCAGAUGUAUGCCUUGCUUGCUAUUUCUCUUUCCCUGUGUCCUCAGGUGCAACUUGUUGAGGAGACUGUGAACUCUCAAUUACGGGAAAAAUACGGUGAGAAAAUGAUGAGGAUGCAAAGGUAUGAUGACGAGGCAAUUCCACUGUACGAUGAGCUCUUUUCUUAUGCUUGCCCAAAAUUCAUCACCCCAUCUGCCCCAAGUUAUGAGGAGCCUCUUGUAAACUACAACCAGGAUGCCUAUAGACUUCAGUUGAAGUUGUUUAUUUAUGAAGUGAAGCAGCAGCACCUAUUGUCGGGCCUCCGGACAUUCUUAAAAGUGUACUCAACAAUUUCCAUCCCGAAGCUCGCAGCAUACCUGGAAGUGGAUGAACUUACUUUAAGGUCAAUUUUGAUGACGUACAAACACAAGACACAUGCCGUGGAUUCAGAUGGGAAAAUCACUUCCAAUGCAGAUAUCAACUUUUACGUUGUUGAUGAAAUGGUUCAUGUUGUUGAAUCCAAACCGGCAAAGAAAUACGGAGAUUAUUUUAUGCGCCAAAUUGUCAAGCUUGAAGGGAUAAUGACGAACAUCGACAGGAUAAAAUUGGAGGACAGCUCAGAUGGCGCCGCAUCUCGCCACGUCAGCACCAUCCCCUUCCUUAAUAUGAACCCCACCGCACCGAGUCCGUUCUCGGAUAAAAAGAAAAAAAACCGGCAAACGCUAGCAAACGGUUUUUACUCACGCACGCUGUAUCAAAAAGUGUGUGAGAACUCGGAUAAAAUGCGCGUUUCACAGCCACCGUCUUCACCAGCUGAUCGCAGGCUAAGCGCUCUUGUUCGUCACCUCGAAGGAUCGCUCAUCGACGACAUGGACAACCAGAACCACCCGAUCGCCGCCGCUCCGACGUCGGGCUCCGCCGGAGCUCGGAUCUCUGUGUUUGAGCAUGUUGCUCGGGCGCCCGAAGAUCCCAUACUCGGCGUUACGGUUGCAUAUAACAAAGACCAAAGCCCAGUGAAGUUGAAUCUGGGAGUUGGUGCUUACCGAACGGAGGAAGGAAAGCCUCUCGUUUUGAAUGUUGUGAGAAGAGCAGAGCAGAUGCUAGUGAAUGACAGCUCUCGUGUGAAGGAGUAUCUUCCAAUUGUUGGACUCGCAGAUUUCAAUAAAUUGAGUGCAAAGCUCAUACUUGGUGCUGACAGCCCUGCUAUCCAAGAAAACAGGGUGACAACUGUUCAGUGUUUGUCGGGUACAGGCUCUUUAAGAGUUGGUGGUGAAUUUUUGGCUCGUCACUAUCACCAACAUAUCAUCUACAUUCCGCUGCCAACAUGGGGAAACCACCCAAAAGUCUUUGGUUUGGCAGGAUUGUCAGUAAAGACUUACCGCUAUUACAAUCCAGCUACACGCGGACUAGAUUUUGAAGGUUUGAUGGAGGACCUUGGAUCUGCUCCAGAAGGAGCAGUUGUGCUUCUUCAUGCGUGUGCUCAUAACCCAACUGGUGUUGACCCAACCCCUCAACAGUGGGAGGGGAUAAGGCAGCUUAUGAGAUCAAAGGCAUUGUUACCUUUCUUUGACAGCGCUUAUCAGGGUUUUGCUAGUGGAAGCCUGGACGCAGAUGCACAGUCAGUUCGGAUGUUCGUUAAUGAUGGAGGUGAAUGCUUUGUGGCUCAAAGUUAUGCUAAAAAUUUGGGGCUUUAUGGUGAGCGAGUUGGCGCUCUAAGCAUUGUUUGCCGUACUGCUGAUGUGGCAAGCAGGGUGGAGAGUCAGCUGAAAUUAGUUAUCCGCCCCAUGUACUCUAACCCUCCCAUUCACGGGGCUUCAAUUGUAGCUACUAUCCUCAAGGACAGAGCAAUGUUUGAAGAAUGGACAAUCGAGCUGAAGGCUAUGGCUGACCGUAUCAUCAGCAUGCGUCAGAAACUAUUUGAUGCUUUACGUGAGCGAGGUACACCGGGUGACUGGAGCCACAUCAUCAAGCAGAUUGGUAUGUUCACCUUCACGGGACUCAACUCAGAGCAAGCAGCCUUCAUGACUAAGGAAUACCACAUCUACAUGACAUCUGAUGGGCGUAUAAGCAUGGCUGGUCUGAGUUCAAGGACAGUGCCACACCUUGCGGAUGCCAUUCAUGCGGCCGUCACAAAAUUUACCUGA
This is a messenger RNA of Striga hermonthica, 3081 nucleotides long. The record is from the annotation of a GenBank genome assembly. Lineage: Eukaryota; Viridiplantae; Streptophyta; Magnoliopsida; Lamiales; Orobanchaceae.